AUGGCCGCUGUCCAUCGUCCUGCCUGCGCUUCCUGCAGCUCACUGCUGCUCGCCUCCCUGCUCCUCAUCGCCAUGGCCAUACUCGCCCUCGCCGCCGUGGGCAAGGGCGUGGGAGAGCCCGACCCGGACCCCGAGCGCGGCGGCGGGAGCCCCAUGGACUGCCCGAUAGAGUGCGCCUUGAAGCUGACCGGCUACAUCAUGGAGACCAUCAAGUGCUACGCGGCGUGCAUGGGAGGAGGAGGAGGGGAGCUGAGUGCCGCUGAGGAGAAGCACGCGGCGGCCGUCAUGCGUGGGGUGUGUCGUCAGCGCGUGCUGGGGUGA
Messenger RNA from Miscanthus lutarioriparius, 321 nucleotides. Lineage: Eukaryota; Viridiplantae; Streptophyta; Magnoliopsida; Poales; Poaceae. The record is from the annotation of a GenBank genome assembly.